AGUGGCUUCCUCUUUAGAGAACACACACACACUUCCUCCACUACAGCAACACUUUGCUUGACUGCUUUGACGCUCCGGGACAGAUUGUAAGCUAUAUGUUCAUACAAAACCUGCCAUUAAAGAUAGUAUGUUUGGUGUCUGAGACAGUGAAGGGGCCAGAAUGCAGAGCAUCAAGUGUGUGGUGGUAGGAGACGGUGCAGUGGGGAAGACCUGCCUCCUCAUCUCCUACACCACCAACGCCUUCCCCAAGGAGUACAUCCCCACUGUGUUUGACAACUACAGCGCCCAAGUGACAGUGGACAGCAGGACUAUUAGCCUCAACCUGUGGGACACAGCAGGCCAGGAGGAGUACGACCGCCUGCGCACCCUCUCCUACCCCCAGACCAACGUGUUUCUCAUCUGCUUCUCUGUUGCCAGCCCCCCCUCCUUUGAGAACGUCAAGCACAAGUGGCACCCAGAGGUCACCCACCACUGUCCCAAUACACCCAUUCUGCUGGUGGGCACCAAGAAGGACCUGCGUAAUGACCCGGAGGUGUUGAAGAAGCUUAAAGAUCAGAACCAGAUGACCAUCACCCAACAGCAGGGCACCGCCCUGGCCAGGCAGAUCCAAGCCAUCAAGUACCUCGAAUGCUCUGCCCUCAACCAAGACGGAAUCAAAGAGGUGUUCGCUGAGGGUGUGCGAGCCUUUCUCAACCCACAACCUGUCGCCACCAAGAAACCCUGUGUGCUAUUGUAAAGGCAGUAGAGAUACUAUCACGUAUGCAAAUCAAACAGAACAAUAUUAAUUAAUUGAAUGUGUGUAAACCAUUGGAGUUGAUUUUAUUGUGAAAUAUGUUUUUGUUGUACUGCUGAUAACAAACACUGCCAUAUCAAGACGUCCUUGAGACAAGGGGAUCAUUGAGGCAGAGCCAUUGGCUCAAGAUGGAUGCCUCAAAGCUGAGCCAAUGUUAGGUAGGCAAGACGGGCCUGGGUCAAAUGCUGUCUGCAAGAAUCCUUACUUUUGUAUAUCCAUUAUUUUUCCCUCUUCCUUUAUAGCAAUUAACCAAAAAGACCUGAGACUUUCUGAUGAGGAGAUACAUUCUCUCAUUUAUCAGUGCUUGUAUUGUUGUCACAUUUUGACAUGUAUGGCCUUUACAAAAAUAAUUAAAAAAUAUCAGGAAUUUAAAUAUCCAUACUCCCGUAA
Oncorhynchus masou masou (cherry salmon) is the source of this 1183-nucleotide messenger RNA. RefSeq names its product rho-related GTP-binding protein RhoG-like. Gene Ontology annotation, biological process: regulation of actin cytoskeleton organization; engulfment of apoptotic cell; cell chemotaxis. The transcript has 2 exons. The record is from RefSeq and is a predicted model, not a curated record. NCBI's taxonomy places the organism in Eukaryota, Metazoa, Chordata, Actinopteri, Salmoniformes, Salmonidae. Gene Ontology annotation, cellular component: cytoplasmic vesicle; cell projection; cytoskeleton. Bases 161 to 736 code for a protein of 191 amino acids. Gene Ontology annotation, molecular function: GTPase activity; GTP binding; protein kinase binding.